Molecule: messenger RNA, 426 nt
Organism: Anisakis simplex (herring worm)
Lineage: Eukaryota; Metazoa; Nematoda; Chromadorea; Rhabditida; Anisakidae
Source: the annotation of a GenBank genome assembly
AUGGAUUUGAUUCUGUUUGAACUGACCCAAUUCAGAGAAGAUAUUCUUAAAGCAGAUAGCGAUGAUGACGGGCCAUACAACGUGCUAGGUGAGGAACGUGAUGUAACGAAAGGUAUGGCCGCAAUGGUGAAGUUGGCUGCAGAAAAGGGGUAUUUGGAUCAGGGCAAAGAGAGAAAAGUCAAUGGUCCGUCGUUAAAGCAUCUCGAAAAUAAACGAUUCUCGCAGAUUGAAGUCGGAAAAUAUGAUAUCGAAGAGAAGUACACAAAGAAACUGGAGCGCAUGGGUACGACGGGAACAGGGCCGGUGAGACCGUUCCCGGAGAAGAGCGAUUAUAAACCUGACAUCCGAAUUACGUACAUCGAUGAACGUGGGCGUGAGAUGGAAUCGAAGGAUGCAUUCAGAGUGCUCUCUUGGAAGUUAGCAUGA